CAUUCUACGUUAGGGCAAGUUUAGUUGUUCACCUUGGUUAUUCAAGUUCUGUCACGAUUUUGCAAAACAGCUUUUCAGUAGUUACAUUUUUUUAACUUAGUUUUGCAACUGGUAUGCUAACAUCGUGUUGCAAAAAUAUAUAUAUUUAAUCAUGUUCCAACUCAUUCCACUUAGCGUACUAGGCGCGUUCUUGUUGCCAAACAUCCAGGCUUAUCCUCAACAACUAAAAACAGCGGUUACCACAGAAAACCUCUAUUUUGUUCUCUCCGCUACCAAUCUCCCUUUCAAAGACGUCAAUAAAGGUGUGGCUGACCCAUUUGCGAAAGUGUAUUACGGAAUUAUUCCUCAAAAUCUGAAGAAAAAUAAGUUCGAAGGUUUUGACAGAAUAGGAACAUCAGAAAAACUUAGCAGUGAUGCAAAUCCGAAAUGGAACACGGUUUUCAAACUGCCAUAUGAGAAGGGUUCUCAAAAAAAACUCUGGAUCGAAAUUCGUGACCACGACCCCAUCAACCCAGACGACUUGAUUGGGGACGCUUUCAUUACACCCGAGGAGUACCUUUCUCACGGUGGGAAGAUUACUGUGCCAAUCUGGGAUGCAAAAAAUGGGACUAAUGGAGGAUCUGUGAAAAUGGAAAAGACUGAACCAUUUUCUUUCGUCCUAGAAAUCAAGAAUGUACCACACCUUGACGAGUUUGACAGUUUUAGCGACCCGUAUGUGAAGUGUUACUUUCUUUCAGAUGGAGAAGAAGGAAAGGGAGUUAAAUUUUAUGAGACUCCUCCUCUCCAAAAUGUGGAACAUGGGGGAUGGGAAAUUCCAAUCCGAUUUGAUAAUUACAUGAAAGGAACUCGUCAGUCUCUCCGAUUCAAAGUCAAAGAUUCGGACGCCAUAACUAGCGACGAUGAUAUUGGUGAAGCAGUUAUGGAAAUUGACCAAUUUGUGGAAUCCAGAGCACCUCAUACCCUCUCGCUUUCCAACUCAAACAAUGCCAGUCUAAUUGUUCGGUAUUGGGAUGACAAGUAAUUUAGUAACAUGCCACACGUACUGUAGUCAUAUUAUCAAUGAAUAAAAGUUGUCGUUCUAAAACUGUGGGAGAAAAUAAACCAAAAAUUGUUCCGAAUUUAAAA
Molecule: messenger RNA, 1125 nt
Organism: Folsomia candida
Lineage: Eukaryota; Metazoa; Arthropoda; Collembola; Entomobryomorpha; Isotomidae
Exons: 5
Coding region: 152-1021 (289 amino acids)
Biological process (GO): cellular response to calcium ion
Cellular component (GO): plasma membrane
Molecular function (GO): calcium-dependent phospholipid binding
Source: RefSeq, a predicted model, not a curated record